AUGGUCGAAGAGGAAAACAAAGCAGCAAAUCUAGCUUCAGUCGUCUUAUCAAAUAUGGGCACAAUCAAAGCGUACAAUUUGCAAGAGCAUUUUUACUCUGUUUUUGCCAAUACGCUGGAGCCACUAGCUCGUGCGAUGAAGAGGCAAUCUGUCAUUUCUGCUUUCGUUUUUGCGUGCCAGUACUCGUUCACAUACAUUCUGAUCGCACUAACGUUGUACUUUGGAAAAGGGAUGAUGCUCAACAAUGAAAUUACGGUGUUCGAUUACAUGAGGUGA
This is a messenger RNA of Haemonchus placei, 276 nucleotides long. The record is from the annotation of a GenBank genome assembly. Lineage: Eukaryota; Metazoa; Nematoda; Chromadorea; Rhabditida; Trichostrongylidae.